Chanos chanos (milkfish) is the source of this 1911-nucleotide messenger RNA. It is a transcript of the gene gmppb, whose product is annotated as GDP-mannose pyrophosphorylase B. Gene Ontology annotation, molecular function: GTP binding; mannose-1-phosphate guanylyltransferase (GTP) activity. Bases 329 to 1411 code for a protein of 360 amino acids. The transcript is spliced from 10 exons. Gene Ontology annotation, biological process: GDP-mannose biosynthetic process. Lineage: Eukaryota; Metazoa; Chordata; Actinopteri; Gonorynchiformes; Chanidae. The record is from RefSeq and is a predicted model, not a curated record.
AGCAUCUUGAAUUUCAUAGAGCAGGAAGAAACAGAUAAAUAUUGAAAUAUAUACCCGUUUCACCUGUCAGGUGACUCAGACAGUGUAUCUACCACAAGAAGUGGACUAAAAUCAAAUAUCUUUUAGGUGACAGUUACUAAUUAGUGGCACUCCCAAAUAUUUCCUUGAGUGAAACUUAUCUCAGUUCCUCAUGUGUGACACUAAGUGACAACCCUCCUCUUCUGUAAGCGGACUGUUCAUUCAUAGGUGUCACUCAGACUUAACCUGAUGCUUGUCUGCAUUUUGACUUGGUUCAUUCAUUGCUGACGACAUUUAGUAUUGAUCCACAAUGAAAGCACUGAUUCUGGUUGGGGGCUAUGGCACAAGAUUACGGCCCCUCACUCUGAGUGUACCCAAGCCCCUUGUUGAAUUCUGCAACAAACCAAUCCUCCUUCAUCAGGUGGAAGCCCUAGUGAAGGCUGGAGUCAAACACGUUAUUUUGGCGGUGAGCUACAUGUCUGAGCUGUUGGAGCGAGAGAUGCGAGCGCAAGAACAGAGGCUUGGAAUAAAAAUUUCACUCUCACAUGAGAAGGAACCUCUUGGCACAGCUGGUCCUCUUGCCCUUGCCAGAGAGCUGCUGACUGACAGCGAGGAGCCUUUUUUUGUACUCAACAGUGACGUUAUCUGUGACUUCCCCUUUGAGGACAUGCUUAAAUUCCAUAAGCACCACGGCAAAGAGGGCACCAUUGUUGUGACAAAAGUGGAGGAGCCAUCUAAAUAUGGUGUUGUGGUGUAUGAAGCAGACACUGGGCGUAUUCACCGCUUUGUGGAGAAACCCCAGGUCUUUGUUUCCAACAAGAUCAAUGCAGGAAUGUACAUCUUCAACCCCUCUAUGCUGAGAAGAAUCCAGCUGCGUCCAACCUCUAUUGAGAAGGAAAUCUUCCCUGUAAUGGCAGAGGAGGGGCAUCUGUAUGCGAUGGAACUCCAAGGUUUCUGGAUGGAUAUUGGUCAGCCUAAAGACUUUCUCACCGGUAUGUGCAUGUAUCUUCAGUCUGUCAGACAACAUGCUCCUGAGAGACUGCGCACUGGACCAGGCUUCCUUGGAAACGUGUUGGUGGACCCUACAGCUGUGAUUGGGGAGAACUGCACCAUUGGUCCUAACGUGACAAUUGGGGCUGGAGUGGUGCUGGAAGAUGGUGUGAGAAUAAAGCGUUGCACGGUUCUGAAGGGCGCUCGCAUUCGCUCUCACUCUUGGCUUGAGUCUUCCAUAGUUGGCUGGAGUUCGUCUGUGGGCCAAUGGGUGCGAAUGGAAAACGUGACGGUUCUAGGCGAAGACGUGAUUGUGAACGAUGAGCUCUACAUCAACGGUGCUAACGUUCUUCCCCACAAAUCCAUUUCCGACUCCGUGCCUGAGCCUCGCAUCAUCAUGUAGACCACACCCUUACACACACUCUGCCCACAAAGUGCCCCAGCAUGUGCCCGGAGGACACAUGGCUAACUGGUGUCCUUUUCAGUGCCAUCCGGAGCCAUGAAAAGGAGCCUGUAAAAUGUGUCAAGAGGAUGAAGUAUAUCAGGAUUAUGUUUGUGUUUCAGGAGAUGAAAGGUAGAGGGGGAACAAUUUAUGCACUGCUGUGUUCCACACAGCAUUUUAGGUCAAUAUUAUCUGGAUUUGCAGUUCCACAGAUACUUUAUUAUGUAUUUGCAGAGGUUUAAAAAGGAUGCUAUUACAUGAUUUGCCAAGCAUUUAGGAAAUGGUUAACGGCACUAGAAUGAUCAAAGGAGGCUUAAUGUGGUUGGUCACAUUGCCUUAAAUAGGAGGAUAUGGGGUUAUGGUUUGUAUUAUUUUUCCCCUUAACUGAUUCACUGUUUGUAUAUUUUUCUUUUUGUCUGCUUCAGUAGGUAGUUUCUUUUGCUGUUUUCAGUAUGAGGAAA